GGGCGGAGCGCGAGGCAUCUCAGAGGAGCCGGAGAGGAGGCGUGCGGGUGGGGACUGCGGCGCACUCGAGUCAGCGCACGGGGACCGCGGCUGUCACUGCGCUCCGAGCAUCCCGGGGCUUCCCGAGUGGACGAGCCCGGCCCUGCGGGAGUUGCGGGUCCAGCCCCAGCCCCCCGCCCCUCUCGCAGCGCUGGUGGAGCCUCACGCCCCGGGCGAGCGUUAGUGAUUUAGCACAAAGCACGUUUCCAAAAAGCCGCGCUCUCGCGCACGCACCUUCUCCCCCCUUUGUUUCGGGGGUCGACCGGCCGCUCUCCUCCCCAAGUCUGAAUUCUUCAGAAGGGGCGGAGGGCCGCCGAGUCUCGGCUGGGAAGAUGCCCUUGGAACUGACUCAGAGCCGGGUGCAGAAGAUCUGGAUCCCGGUCGACCACCGCCCCUCGCUGCCUAGAUCCUGUGGGCCGAAGCUCGCCAACUCGCCCACGGUGAUCGUCAUGGUGGGCCUCCCUGCCCGCGGCAAGACCUACAUCUCCAAGAAGCUGACCCGCUACCUCAACUGGAUCGGCGUCCCCACGAAAGUGUUCAACGUCGGGGAAUACCGGCGGGAGGCCGUCAAGCAGUACAGCUCCUACAAUUUCUUCCGGCCAGACAACGAGGAGGCCAUGAGAGUCCGCAAGUGAGGCCCGGGCUGCGGGGCGGGAGGUGGGGUGGGCAGGGGGCUGUGUCGCUUUGCUCCGUGCCCCUGGUUGUGAGGGAGGCACUACCCACCCCCCCAUAUAGCAGCCCUGGCCUCUGCGCCUUGGAGCCCCCCUGCCUUCCUCUGCUCCCAGAUGGUCUGAUUCCGCUGAUGCAAUGCAGACCACCAGUAACAGCUCAUUCAGAACGAGCAAAAUUGUUUUGCUGGAAAAGUCGUCUGUUUGUGUUUGAAAAGGAGUUUUUUUAAGCCCAAGGGACCCCAUGUGUGGGGGCUGCACUUUAGAAUCCCGCGGGAGCUCGGCACCACCCCGAUGCCAGCCCUGCCUGGACGGGACCUGGGCGUCGUGCUCUGAAAGCUCCCAGGGUGGGGGGCUCAGUGUGCAGCCCCCAGGAGACCAGCUCCCCAGGGCCGUGGCCGUGGGCAGGGCUCUGGUUGGGAGCCCGGAUCCGGUGGUCCUGGCCCCCUGCACAGUUUGGCAGUGGGAUCCUGGUCACCCCACUUGCUGGGGCAAGCUGGGGGUGUCUGGCUUUCCCCUUGGAUGGACUGGCUCUGAGGCACCCGUGCUCUUUCUGUGUCGCAGGCAGUGUGCGCUGGCUGCCCUGAGAGACGUGAAAAGUUACCUCACGAAGGAAGGGGGCCAAAUUGCGGUUUUUGAUGCCACCAACACUACUAGAGAGAGGAGACACAUGAUCCUUCAUUUUGCCAAAGAAAAUGAUUUCAAGGUGUUUUUCAUUGAGUCUGUGUGCGAUGACCCUACAGUCGUGGCCUCAAACAUCAUGGAAGUGAAGCUCUCCAGCCCGGAUUACAAAGACUGCAACUCAGCAGAAGCUAUGGACGAUUUCAUGAAGAGAAUUAAUUGCUACGAAGCCAGCUACCAGCCCCUCGACCCUGACAAAUGUGACAGGGACCUGUCCCUGAUCAAGGUGAUCGACGUGGGCCGGCGGUUCCUGGUGAACAGGGUGCAGGACCACAUCCAGAGCCGCAUCGUGUACUACCUGAUGAACAUCCACGUGCAGCCGCGCACCAUCUACCUGUGCCGGCACGGCGAGAGCGAGCACAACCUCCAGGGCAAGAUCGGAGGGGACUCGGGCCUGUCCAGCAGGGGCAGGAAGUUUGCCAGCGCCCUGAGCAAGUUCGUGGAGGAGCAGAACCUGAAGGACCUCAAGGUGUGGACCAGCCAGCUGAAGAGCACCAUCCAGACGGCCGAGGCCCUGCAGCUGCCCUACGAGCAGUGGAAGGCGCUCAACGAGAUCGACGCGGGCGUCUGUGAGGAGAUGACCUACGAGGAGAUCAGAGACACGUACCCCGAGGAGUACGCGCUGCGGGAGCAGGACAAGUACUACUACCGCUAUCCCACCGGGGAGUCCUACCAGGACCUGGUCCAGCGCUUGGAGCCGGUGAUCAUGGAGCUGGAGCGGCAGGAGAACGUGCUGGUUAUCUGCCACCAGGCUGUGCUGCGCUGCCUCCUGGCCUACUUCCUGGACAAGAGCGCAGAAGAGAUGCCAUACCUGAAGUGCCCCCUUCACGCCGUCCUGAAGCUGACGCCCGUCGCAUAUGGUUGCCGCGUAGAAUCCAUCUACCUGAAUGUGGAGUCGGUGAGCACACACCGGGAGAGGUCAGAGGAUGCAAAGAAGGGACCUAACCCGCUCAUGCGACGCAAUAGUGUCACCCCACUAGCCAGCCCCGAGCCCACCAAAAAGCCUCGCAUCAACAGCUUUGAGGAGCAUGUGGCUUCUACCUCCGCUGCCCUGCCCAACUGCCUACCCCCGGAGGCGCCCACGCAGCUGCCCGGACAAAACGUGAAAGGCUCCCCCAGCAGCGCGGACGCCUCCAGGACGCACUGACGCAGCCCCGCCGCUGUGCCUUCCACUCCUGCAGCUUUGCUCGAGCCCUUGCGCCUGCCCGAGGCCAGCGAUCCCGAAGACUUCGAUCCCGAAGACUUCUCCCCGGGCAGCGCGGAGGAGGCGCUGCUGCGCCCGCACCCGCCAGGCAGCGUCGGGCACCGCCCGCCCCCGCUGUGCUCCCCGCGCUUCCGGCUGUGUCCCCGCCCCUCGGACGGACGAUGCGCGGCGGAGGCGGAUUGUGGGCGCUUCGGUGCUGGGUGCUGGCUUGUUCAUCUCGUUUCUGUUCGUUCCCCGCUGGGGAGGUGGAAGUGGCCCCCGAGUCCUAACCUUGCAGGGGGCCUAGAUCCCAGCUGCAGAAGGUUGAGGGACGAUGAAAGCUUUCAAGAGGCUUUUGGUGCAUCUCAGCCUGGAGGUUGCCCGGGUUCCGGAAGAAGCUGGUCCCCGAGUUGGAGAGAGGAGCUGGGAGCUGGACCUGCGGUCAGUCGAGCAGCCGGUGUCACCCACCUUUCCAGGUCCGUGUCCUGACGCGGAAGAUGUGGGACAUUCUGGCUGUGGAGGCGGGAGGAAAUGCUUUGCGGAAAUGGCACAGGCCCUCCCUCCCAGGGGAGGCCCCCGCCUGGAUCUCGGUCUCCUGGCACACGGCUCCGCCCCGCACUUUCUUAGGGCAGAGCCCGCCGCCGCAGAGUCACACCUGCUUCCGGAACUUAGAUGUUUGGGUCUGUGCCCUUGGGGCUGGUGCCCUGGAAGGAUGUGGGAGUCGUUGGGGACCUCAGAGAGACCCCCUCCUACAACGCCCAGAGAGCACGUGUUAGAGUCAUUGCAAGGCUGACCCGGCCGGUGGCGUGGGGUCUCGAGGCUCUGGUCUCCUGCUUCAGGGCGUCCCUGCAUCACCUCCCAGUGACAGUGGCUGGAGCCAGGCCUUGCUGACGGCCACUUCCUCCAAGAGACUGUCCUCUGGUCUCUCCAUCUGCGACGGGCACCUGCUGUAUGUCCUGCGUGGGGCUGGGCUCCUUGGAGGACUCUAGAGAAGAGAAUGUGCUUGCUUGCCUUUGUGGCCCCUGUGGCGUUUGGGGAAGAGGGGUUCAAGCAGAGCUUGUGGACUUGUGGUUCUAAACACCUGUAGUUUCUUCCUGCUGGUUUUCCCCUGUUGGCCCAGGAGAAACGAUUUGGACUCAGCAGCAGACGUUGUCCAAGUGACCCUUUUUCAGGAUCUCUAAAAGCGGUGCCAAAGGUCACCUCUUCUUCCUGCCUUCUCCUUUGGGGCCCCACGUCCCUCCGCCUCUUAGCUUGUGAACAGUCCUUGGGGGUGGAGGGGGACGUUUAGACAGCUGGAGCUGGGGGCGGAGAGGAGCCGUUUUUGUUUUUGUUUUGUUUGAAAGGAGCUUUUAGGAAACGCACGUGUCUGUGUUUGGGAUUCAGGGGGAAACGCGGGUGCGAGGCAUACGUCCUGUAACCAGGCUUCUGGGUUUCCCACCAAACCGCUCAAAUCCCCGCUUCUCUUCAUCCUUCAUUGGCCAUCUGCCCAGGUGACACCUGUCUGUCCAUCCCUGGGCAAGACUCGGGUCACUCUCCCCCUUUCCCGCUGUCUGGUUAGGCACUGCGUGUGUGUGUGUGUCUAUGUGUGUGUUGGAUGUAUUUUCAGACGGAGGGCCCGCAGCUCUUGAGGAGAGCUCUUGUCAUAUUCUCGUCAUUUGUCCCACUUUCUGGCUCCUCCUCUGGCCAUUGGCACCGACUCUGAACUUUGGCUCUUGAGGCUGAUCCAAGUGGGGGCCGAAUGAAGGUGGGUUCACCCUCGCCUCUGACGGCCCGCAUCCGUGCCCACACGGAGGAGGCCUGGUCUGACCCUGGUUUGGUUGGCAGGGACCUCGAUGGGGAGGGGAGACGCGGAGAGAGCAGAAGGCUGCAGACUGGAGCCAGGACGGGGCUUGGGAGGAGGGCGGUGUAGACCGGCGGGGGGUGUCUGAGCCGCGGUCGGUCGUGGGGCCUCUGCUGUGCUGGCCAUUGACUCUCACUCCCGUGACCCUCGUCAAAUGCUGGGACCGAUGUUACCUUUGCCUGUUUGUUUUGGGCGGGCUCACCGCCUUCCUUCCUCUGUCCUGAGACUGCGCGCCAAGACCUUCCUUUCGGGGGAAAAGAAAGACUGAACCACGCCAAGGACGUUUUCAUUUCUAAUACUUGAAGUUUAUUUUUUUAUUAUUUUGAUAGCAGAUAUGCUAUUUAUUUAUUUAAUAUGUAUAAGGGAUCCUGAAAACGGAAAGCUGUAUAGAUGGGGUUUCGUUGUGGGUUGGCUUGGGGGCCUUUUACAUGUGACUUCCGACUCUGUGUGUUCUGUAUAAAUUUGUCUGAAUUAAUUACCUGGGAUGAAGCUGUGCCAGCUUUCAAACAGGGGAUGCCUAUUGGAAAUUUGUAUAUUUUGCAGUUGCCAGAACAAUAAAAUUCCUGGUUGAAAUACA
Molecule: messenger RNA, 4988 nt
Organism: Sus scrofa (pig)
Lineage: Eukaryota; Metazoa; Chordata; Mammalia; Artiodactyla; Suidae
Source: RefSeq, a predicted model, not a curated record